CAUUACUUUUCACUUGUGGUUACAGCCCGACAGAGCAGUUUAGUCAUUUGGAUCCACCUCGUGUUUCUCGCUGGAAACCAGGAGCUCUGGGUAUGUUGGCUGCAGCCUCCCCCAAGGGUAGGUCUUUUCUGAGCGGCCUGUGACCCAGCUUUUCAACGCUUAAUGAACUAGACGACUUGACUACGAUGUGGAAAAACCAUGACAGAAAAUCUGGUUUGUACCGGGGCCGUCAAUGCUGCAAAGGAAGUCUGGGAAGAAAGGAUAAAGAAACACAAUGAAGAUGUGAAACGAGAAAAGGACUUUCAGCACAAGCUGGUGCGCAUCUGGGAAGACCGGGUAAGCUUAACCAAGCUGAAAGAAAAGGUCACCAGGGAAGACGGAAGAGUCAUCUUGAAGAUAGAGAAAGAAGAGUGGAAGACUCUCCCUUCUUCUUUGCUGAAACUGAAUCACCUACAAGAAUGGCAACUUCAUAGGACGGGUUUGUUGAAAAUUCCUGAAUUCAUCGGAAGAUUCCAGAAUCUCAUUGUGCUAGAUUUAUCUCGAAACACAAUUUCAGAGAUCCCCCGAGGGAUUGGGCUGCUCACCAGGCUGCAGGAACUGAUUCUUAGCUACAACAAAAUCAAGACUGUCCCCAAAGAGCUGAGCAACUGUGCCAGCUUGGAGAAGCUAGAACUGGCUGUGAACAGAGAUCUAAGUGACCUCCCUCCAGAGCUCAGCAGACUGCUAAAACUCACCCACCUUGAUCUGAGUAUGAACCACUUCACUACAAUCCCUCUGGCUGUGUUGAACAUGCCUGCCCUCGAGUGGCUGGAUAUGGGAAGCAACAGCCUUCAACAACUCCCUGACAGUCUAGAAAGAAUGCAAAGUUUACACACAUUGUGGCUGCAGAGGAAUGAAAUAGCUUGCCUGCCAGAAUCGAUCAGAAAUAUGAAAAACUUGGGGACUCUUGUUCUCAGUAACAAUAAGCUGCAAGAUAUUCCAGGCUGCAUGGAAGAGAUGGCAAAUCUGAGGUUUGUCAACUUUCGAGACAACCCGCUCAGACUGGAAGUGACCCUCCCUCCCAGUGACAUCACAGAAGGAGAGGAGGAACGGGAGCUGUUUGGACUUCAGUUCAUGCAUGCAUAUAUACAAGAGUCACGGAGAACAGAUGACCAAGUGAAGUGACUCAGAGGCCAGUCCCUCUAUACAUUCUGAUGGAUAAAGUGAGUCAAAGAGCUCUGCUGAGAAGGAAUACAUGGAGAACUUGGUGAAUUCUCUGUUUGGACUUUGGAAGUAAAAACAAACAAAAUACCCUGUUAUUUAUAUUUUUGUGAAUAGAAAAAUAUAAAUUAAAAAGGAUUAAAUUUUUUUGUUUGCAGAA
Messenger RNA from Microtus oregoni (creeping vole), 1360 nucleotides. RefSeq names its product leucine rich repeat containing 39 (gene Lrrc39). The record is from RefSeq and is a predicted model, not a curated record. The transcript is spliced from 9 exons. Gene Ontology annotation, molecular function: protein binding. NCBI's taxonomy places the organism in Eukaryota, Metazoa, Chordata, Mammalia, Rodentia, Cricetidae. Bases 199 to 1164 code for a protein of 321 amino acids.